Klebsormidium nitens is the source of this 253-nucleotide messenger RNA. Lineage: Eukaryota; Viridiplantae; Streptophyta; Klebsormidiophyceae; Klebsormidiales; Klebsormidiaceae. The record is from the annotation of a GenBank genome assembly.
AUGGCUGAAGGACUCAAGGUAUCCAUUGAGAAGUUGGAUGUGGAUAACUAUACGACGUGGUCGCAGCAGAUGAAGUUUCUGCUGGUCCACAAGAAGCUCUGGAAGGGAGUGGCCGAUCCCGCAGGGGAUGCGGAUAGAACCGAGGAGGCAAAGGCUGUGAUAAGUCUAAACGUGCGGUCCCAGCACCUAGGGACGGUAACCGCUGCGGCGAACGCUAAGGUUGCGUGGGAUGCAUUGGAGGCGAUCUACAAAU